Messenger RNA from Macrobrachium nipponense, 5278 nucleotides. Its product is annotated as adult enhancer factor 1-like. Gene Ontology annotation, molecular function: DNA-binding transcription factor activity, RNA polymerase II-specific; RNA polymerase II cis-regulatory region sequence-specific DNA binding; protein binding. The record is from RefSeq and is a predicted model, not a curated record. Gene Ontology annotation, cellular component: nucleus. Gene Ontology annotation, biological process: regulation of transcription by RNA polymerase II. The coding region runs from base 401 to 1876 and encodes 491 amino acids. The transcript is spliced from 6 exons. Lineage: Eukaryota; Metazoa; Arthropoda; Malacostraca; Decapoda; Palaemonidae.
GGUGACAGUUGACAAAUGCGCAAGAUCAAGAAGACGGCAACACCCGCCAUAGAAUCGUCCGAAAUAUAUUUCGAGUUUGUCGGACAUAUGUCUCUCCCAGUGGUCGUUUGAGAAUGCGCUAACGUUUGAUAUAAUUUCUAUAUAUGGUUAAUGUCAGCUAGUAUCAAAAGAACACGAUUUUAUCCCAUAAGUAGUGCCUGACUCGGGCUUGUUGGGGAGUUGCGGCCAUUAUUGUAAACAAAGCGGCCUCCCUCAGUCAAUAUCGAGUUGGUGCUCAGACUCCGACGUCCGCCCAACAUUUUCUUGUCAUUUCCGCGUGCGACGAUGUCCAGUCACUCCUGACAGCGUUCCUGCCGAAGUCCUGGUGUCCGAAUUUCGUCUGCGCAGAAAUCCAACCAAAAUGGGGGAUGGCAUGCUUGCUUUGACGUGGAACAACCACAGCACAACGUUUUUCAAGACGCUCUCAACAGUCAGAUUAAGGGAGCGCUACACGGAUGUUACACUUUCGUGUGAAGGACGGUUUUACCAGCUGCACAAAUUGGUGCUUUCAACCUGUAGUGAAUAUUUUGAAAAGAUAUUUGAACAGACUCCCUGCAAGCAUCCUGUAAUAGUGCUCAGGGAUGUGAGUUGUGACGAACUGGAGGCUCUCUUGAAUUAUAUGUACUUGGGCUCAGUGAGUGUUGCGCAAAAUGAUCUCUCGAGACUCAUCAAAGUGGCAGAACUGUUUCAGAUCAAGGGUUUGGCCGUCCCUGACGAGCCUCCCAAGGCAGUUGAAAACAACAGUCUGAGUAAGAGAAAUGACACUAGGGACAGAAGCAACAGUUACAGAAAUUCACAGCCUGAAUCCAGUAGAACUAGAACUUGUGCCAGUGACAGUUCCGACACACCAGUGCCAAAGCGUGCUCGAACUAGUGAAAAUUAUAUGGGUUCCGAACAUGCGUCACAAACUUCCAGUAGUGUUUUGCAUAGUAACGAAUUACCCAAGUUAGAAGACAGAAGUCGAUCUCAGGGGAGCAUAGGGGACAGUGCUGCGCACGAAGGACCCGAUAUUAGAGCGUCUCCUGGCAUUCAGACUCCACCCUUUGAAUUUAAGAUAAAGGAAGAAGUUCGUGAAGAAGAUUCAGAUUCGGAAGAUCCAGGUUCGUCAUGUGCAUAUGAUGCAAUGAAUGAAUCUGACAUAGGUGGAUCAUAUGAACCACGUCGUGAAGAAUCACAAUCCAACCUCAUAAUUCUUCCAAAAACUGAGCCUGAGGACAUCCCACCAGAUGAAUCUUCUGUCACCCAACCUGGUUUAGAUCAAGAAACGUAUAGUGAAAAUGUCCUUGGGGUACCAGGGCCUUCAGAUGCCCAAGGGUGGUAUUCUGAAGGAGAUGCUUCAGGUGGCUUGCCUGGGGACAAGGGGAGCAUUGGUGACGAAAGUCAAGACAUGCACUCCUUGUUUGCGUCUCAGCAGCAGCCACAGCAGCAGCAGCAGCAGUCUCAGCAGCAGAUGAUGUCAUCAGUCACCCCUCAAGAUUUUUUUGUCCAAGACAGCAAGACCAAAGUGUUCUAUUGCACUCAGUGUUCUUAUGCCACAGAUUACAAAGGAAAUUGUAAAACCCACAUGCUGGUUCAUACGCGAGAGAAACCCCACCAUUGCAGCUACUGCCAAGAUUCAUUUUCGCAGAAAGUAACUUUGAUGCGUCACAUGAGAAGGCAUACAGGAGAGAAACCCUAUCAGUGUCUCAAAUGCAAUUUUAGAACAGCACGGAAAAGUACUUUGCAAACUCAUGUUUUUAGAAGGCAUUCUAAUGUUUUGAACCAGUUUGGUAACAAUGUAGCAGAAAAUAUUGAGUCCCUUGAUGCUCCCAGAGAGUCAGACAUUUUUAGUGUUUAGAGGUCAUUACUGAGUUAUACAGUUGAUUAUGUUCACAUUAAGCACAGACUUAUUCUAAAGAUAUCUUGCUUUGCCCAUGUUGGUGAAUUAUACCAAUUUCGUAAUGUUAACUUAUUAAUGGCAGUUAACUAGCAGGUAUAAUAACCUACUUUUGGGAUGACCCUCACUUGUUUGACCUUGUAAAGCAGUGAUUUGAUUCCUUACAAAUGCAUUUAGUAAAUAGCUUAUCACAAUUACAUUGAUAACUUUUUCAAAAUAUGUUAACAAACUAAGAAAGCUCUGGCAGAAUUUAUUUGAAAGCUCAGUGAUCUUACGUUAUUUCCUGAUUAGAAAUCCUUUGCAUGUGUAAAGCAAUGGUUCAUACUUAAUAUGAAGAGAAACAUUUAAAAUUUUUGUUAUUGCUACAAAUAAAUAUUUAAAUGAGACUUCCGUUAAUUUCUUACCAGUUUGCUACAGGUGUGUGUGCUUUCAAGGCACAAACAGAAAAGGUUGGCACCAGCAAGAUGGGUCAGGGUCACUUCCCAGUAAAUUUAACAUAAUGCAUACUGCACUGCCUCUAUUAUUAAGACAAAAUGGAUACAAGAAUUAGUCGUACUCGCCAAAAAAAGUGAAGCAAAGGAUCUGUAGAGUAAGGUUUUGAUUUAUGAACUGGGAGUCAUGCACUCAAUUUCAGUCAUAGGCCUUUGAGAGCCUUGUCUGUUUCAGAGCCAAAGAUGUAAGUGGUAUUUCGCUUUGUUCACUUGUUAGUAAAGUUACUGUUCAUGCUAUGUUACUCAUUCUGAUAUAAUUCUUAAGUAGAAUACUUGUAGUUUAUUGUGGUUUGUUAAAAAAAAGUAAACAAGACAAAUGUGAAAUUAGUUCAGUUGAAAUUUGUCAAAAACAAGGUGUCAGCAUUUUAAGUGAUCCAGAGGGUUGGUAAAUCUCGGCUGUCAAGUUCCUUAUAGUGAAAAGAUCGUGAGAUUCAUCUAUCAUGUAGGUUACUGUGUAGGAUUCAAGUUCAUUUUCUAAUGCAAUGAUAGCAUUUAAGGAAAUAUUUUAUCAUCACAUGAUUUUGAUUAGAUAACAGUUGUAAGAAAAUGGAAGGUACAAAUAGCAAGUGCUUGCUGCCAUAUAAAAUAGAUAAGUAUUGCGGUGAUAAUGCAGCUGUUCAUGUAUACGUAUGUUACAUUUAUGCUUUUCUUAAUCGGGUGUUAUUUUGUAACUUAAACCUUAAAGGCAUCCUGUUUAGUGAAGCACAUUUCGAGGCUACUAAGUAAUGUUGGAGUCAAAAGGGCGACUGUUUUUGUUCUAGAAAUAUACAGUUGUUUUGGUUUUUCAUUAAUUUGUUGAGUUUAUUAUAGUACAUAUAUUGAUGGUAUUAAAGGAAAGAUAUGUAUAAUUGUUUUUGUGAUGUUUGAUACUAAAUUGAUCAAGAAUUUAAUAGAUUAUGACCUUUUUAGGUUUUUGGAUAGUAUGUGGCUGUCAAAUUGUUACAGGGAAAAUGGAACCCAACUUGAUUACAGUAAUCCAAGUGGUGCAUCUAUUGUUAUUUCCUUUCAUGGCAAAUUGAUUGGAUGACAUUUUAACAGAGUUAAGUGGCAUUCUAAUAGAUAAUGUAGAACACCCCAUUUGAAGUGACCUUGUAUCCUUGCUUUAUAGUAAUACCCCGAACUUACGCGAGGUUAGGUUCGAGACCCCCUCACGCAAGGGAAAGUUUUGCAUUAGUUUGGCACAGUCUCUAAAAAUGCUAAUAAAUGCUUGCUUCUAGAGUUCGAACACUAUAUGACCCUAAUCAUGGUCCCUAAGUAUAUUAAGCUGACUUUUGAAUAAAAUUAAAGUUACUGUAAUUUCAUGUAAAAGUUAGCCUAAUACAUUACCCUUAAAAAAGAAAUAACUAGUGGUGUAAAAAUAGUCACAGUAUCUACUACAUACAAAUGCAAAUUUAGUAAGUCGGUCACAACUAAGGUACACAAUUCAAUAAAAUAAAGAAAACAUGUAUGUAUGUACAUAUGUAAUCUUUGCAGAGGGUGAAGUAAAAUUCAGUCGAUCUAAGACCAUGAACUAGUGUGAGGGCUACCUAUGAAUGAGAGAGAGAGAGAGAGAGAGAGAGAGAGAGAGAGAGAGAGAGAGAGAGAGAGAGAGAGAGAGAGAGAAAUAUGUAUGUCAUGUUAGGUAAAACUGGAGGGGUAUCAUCUUUUAAAAAGUGUGAAUGGGAUCACAUCUUCUGGAAAUACAUUAACUAUGUGCUGUAAUUAUGUAACAUUGUACUAGUAGAUUGUACCAGCACUUUUCUCCAAGGUCAAGUAAUUUUCACAGAACAACAACUCUGGUAUGUCUCUUAUGUUUUACUAGGUGAUGAUCAUGGAGGUCUUAUAUAGUGACAAACACUGUGAAUUACAAAAUGCCUUUGUAUUACUUUCAAAAAAAUAAAUAGCAUACACAAAAUCUCCAUACUGAAAACUUAUACUGAAUGUAAUAUAUGUACUAGUACAUAUGUACUUCAGAAAUUAAAGUUUCUGAAGGGACAUCAGCUUUGAAAACCGUGAUAACUUUGUGAAUGGGUAUCGAAUCUUGUAAAAUUAUGUAUGAACACUAACUGUAGGUGCUGUAGUUACCUUUGUAUCAUAUUUAUGCAUGUACAAAAAAAUAAUAAAUUAUUAAUAAGGAUUUUAUACAAAAAAGGUUUAAAACUUAAAAAUAUACAUAAUGAAUUAAACAUAAACACUUUUGCUGGGGUUUACAGUGUUUUUGGAGAAUUUGCAAAUUUUUGCGCGAUUGUGAAGAAUCGCUUGUGAUAAUUAGGUUCCAAUGAAAAGUUUGCGCUAUUGUGAAAUCGCGCAAAUCGAAUUGCGUGAGUUCGGGGUAUUACUGUAAUGUUUACUUACUUGGAAGGUCUGCUAAGUAAUAUCUGAUUACUACUAGGACCUUUUGGUUACAGCCCCCACUUUUGCUCCUUUUUUGGUUUUUCUUACAUGCCCAAUGUUAGAUAUAGGAUAAUAAGUCUAACUCUAAGCUUUUGUAGGUCGGUAUAACAUUAUGGUAAAUGUCCAGGAGAAGGCCGCACCCGUUUUUCAAGUAUUAACAACGAAAAACUGCAAAAAACGACCAGAUUGGUGUUGCACAUCACAUAAAAAUAUGAGGAAAUUAAUAAAAAAGAAACUAUGACUUACUCUUACACACAAAAUGUAAGCAUAAACCUACUACUACAAUUAUGGGGGGACACACAAAAUGUAAGCAUAAACCUACUAGUACUACAAUUAUGGGGGACCCCAGUGGGAAGUGGGGUUUUUGGUUUGGGGGAGGAGGAAAAAAAAGUGAUUUUUGGAGCACUACCGAACCUAACACAACCACCUAACCUAACCUAGGGCCCCGUAACCCUACCUAGGACGGGGGGCUGACCUGCUCCUCCCCCGUGACCCCCCC